This is a messenger RNA of Scomber scombrus (Atlantic mackerel), 5070 nucleotides long. RefSeq names its product protein kinase C beta type. Bases 492 to 2495 code for a protein of 667 amino acids. The record is from RefSeq and is a predicted model, not a curated record. NCBI's taxonomy places the organism in Eukaryota, Metazoa, Chordata, Actinopteri, Scombriformes, Scombridae. The transcript has 17 exons. Gene Ontology annotation, molecular function: ATP binding; zinc ion binding; diacylglycerol-dependent serine/threonine kinase activity. Gene Ontology annotation, biological process: protein phosphorylation.
GACAGACAGAUAAAGAGAGAGAGAGAGAGAGAUAGAAAGAGACAGACAGAGACAGAGAAAGAGAGGCUGGCAGAGAGAGAGAGAGGGAGAAACGGAGAGGGAGAAACGGAGAGAGAGAAACGGAGAGAGAGAGAGAGUGAGAGUGAGAGAGAGAGAGAGAGAGACAGAGAGAGACGAAGAGAGAGUUGUAUUGAAGCAGCAACACAUUGGUGAGAACAGGGAAGCAGGGCGCGCGGCACGGGGACCCGCCGGAAGAAGCAGCAGCAGCAGCAGCUUGAGCGCAAGCUGGACGCAGACCGACAAAACACCGGCAGCACGAGCGACACCGAGGCGGCCAGCGGGGCGGAGAGGAGGAGGAGGAGGCACCUGCACCGUGACUCGCUCUCCCCCGCUGCCUCCGUCGUCUCUCCCUCUCUCUCUCUUCCUCUCGCGGCUGUCCUCACCCCCCUUUUUCGUUGCUCUCGGACCGCCGCUGCCGUUUCCUCGUUAAGAUGGCUGACCCCAACAGCGACGGAGACGUACCGGAGAGCGCGCGCGGCUUCGCCCGACAGGGAGCCCUCCGCCAGAAGAACGUGCACGAGGUGAAGAACCACAAGUUCAUCGCGCGCUUCUUCAAGCAGCCCACCUUCUGCAGCCACUGCACGGACUUCAUCUGGGGCUUUGGGAAACAGGGAUUCCAGUGCCAAGUGUGCUGUUUUGUGGUCCAUAAGCGCUGUCAUGAAUUUGUCACCUUCUCCUGUCCGGGGGCCGACAAAGGACCUGCCUCCGACGAUCCUCGGAGUAAACACAAGUUUAGGGUCCACACUUACUCCAGCCCCACCUUCUGUGACCACUGUGGCUCGCUCCUCUAUGGGCUGAUACACCAGGGCAUGAAAUGUGACCAUUGUAUGAUGAACAUCCACAAGCGGUGUGUGGCCAACGUCCCGAGCCUGUGUGGGACAGAUCACACCGAGAGGAGAGGACGCAUCCAGAUAACUGCCCAAAUCACCAAGGACACGCUCACCGUCACCAUCAAAGAGGCGAAGAACCUGGUGCCCAUGGACCCCAACGGCCUGUCAGACCCCUACGUGAAGCUCAAGCUGAUCCCAGAUCCCAAGAGUGAGAGCAAGCAGAAGACCAAGACCAUCAAAUGCUGCCUCAACCCCACCUGGAAUGAGACCUUCAAUUUCAACCUAAAAGAAAGUGACAAAGACCGCCGUCUGUCAGUGGAGGUCUGGGACUGGGAUUUGACCAGCAGGAACGACUUCAUGGGAUCUCUGUCCUUUGGGAUCUCAGAGUUACAAAAGCAAGGAGUAGACGGAUGGUUUAAGAUGCUAUCCCAGGAGGAAGGAGAAUACUUUAAUGUUCCCGUCCAGCCAGAAGGAGAGGAGGGUAACGAGGAGCUACGACAAAAGUUUGAGAGGGCGAAGGUAGGUCCAGGGAAAGCCGCAGACUCCUCGUCCUCUUCCUCGGUCUGCAAGUAUGACAGCAACGGCAAUCAGGACCGCGUCAAGCUUUCCGACUUCAACUUCAUCAUGGUUCUGGGCAAGGGCAGCUUUGGCAAGGUGAUGCUGGCUGAGCGGAAGGGUACAGACGAGCUGUAUGCCGUAAAAAUCCUGAAGAAAGACGUGGUGAUCCAGGACGAUGACGUGGAGUGCACCAUGGUGGAGAAGAGAGUCCUCGCUCUGUCUGGGAAACCACCUUUCCUCACUCAGCUGCACUCCUGUUUCCAGACCAUGGACCGAUUGUAUUUUGUGAUGGAGUACAUUAACGGAGGAGACCUCAUGUACCAGAUCCAACAGGUUGGAAAGUUUAAGGAGCCUCAUGCUGUGUUCUAUGCUGCAGAGAUCGCCAUCGGACUCUUCUUCCUUCACUCUAAAGGCAUUGUGUAUCGGGAUCUGAAGCUGGACAAUGUGAUGCUAGACUCUGAAGGCCAUAUAAAGAUCGCCGACUUCGGCAUGUGCAAGGAGAACAUGCUCGAUGGAGUUACCACAAAGACUUUCUGUGGAACACCAGACUACAUCGCCCCUGAGAUCAUAGCCUAUCAGCCUUAUGGGAAGUCUGUGGACUGGUGGGCCUUUGGAGUACUUCUCUAUGAAAUGCUCGCCGGACAGCCGCCUUUUGAUGGAGAAGAUGAAGAUGAGCUGUUCCAAUCGAUCAUGGAGCAUCACGUCUCGUAUCCGAAAUCCAUGUCCAAAGAAGCCGUUGCAAUCUGCAAGGGGCUGAUGACCAAGCAUCCAGGUAAGCGUCUGGGCUGUGGUCCAGAGGGGGAGAGAGACAUCAAGGAGCACGCCUUCUUCCGCUAUAUAGACUGGGAAAAACUGGAGAAUAAAGAGGUCCAGCCGCCUUUCAAACCUAAAGCUUGUGGGCGUGAUGCGGAGAACUUUGAUCGUUUUUUCACGCGCCACCCCCCAGAGCUGACCCCCCCAGAUCAGGAGCUUAUAGCCAACCUGGACCAGGAAGAAUUCCAAGGCUUCUCAUUUGUUAACCCUGAGUACCCUCACACACCUCACUGACCAUGCCACAUAUCACUGGGCUGCACUAGUAAACCCCCCCCACCCCCCACCACCACCUCAGAAACAUACACAAAACAAUAAAAAAAAUCACCAUGAUGUCAUAUCCAGGCUGAAUUCAGCAGGGUGAAGAGGUUAAAGGAAGAGUUGGACAUUUUAGAAACGUUGCUUACUUGCUUACUUACUUUCUGAGAGUUAAAUGAGAAGAUUUACUACUCCUAAAUGUUACCACUCCGAAUUAGCCCAGCUUAGCAUAUAGACUUGAAGCUUGGAUCUCUCCAAAAAAUUCAAAAAUAUGCCUUCCACAACACCUCUAAAGCUAACAUGUUUUAUCUCAUUCAUUAAAAAUGAUAAUUUGUAGUUUUAAGGUUAGUUACAUGCUUUCACUAUUUCUUGGCAAACAGCCAGGUGCAGCAACUUCUCAAAGUCUUGUCUUCACACACACACACUACGUAAUUCCCCCCUCAAAUUCACGAUAGUUGCCCCAGGACCUGCGAGGCGAGGAUCACGUGACCAUCAGAGACAGCCAACAGUGUCAGUAGACUAAUUUUAAGUAGCCGUGCUAGCUAGUCCAUGACGAAGCUCAUAACACAAGUGCCCAGGGAAAAUAAAAUUCUCUACAGCGAACAGAAAACACAGGAAAGCCGUGUUUCUUUAUUUUUCUAUAAAGUUUUGACGAACCAGUAGCUUACCUUACCACUGUGAUUUGAAGGUAAUUUAGCAAAAAAAAUUAAUAUAUAUAGACGUGUAGCACAGAAAUACGAUUUUAUACCCUUCAUGAAUAUUCAUGCAAACAUAAUGUCUAGGCAACUACAUUUAAAAAACAACAACACAUUAAAUAUCUCUUUGAGCUUUAGAGGAGCUGGUAGGUAUAUAUUUGAACCAUGCAGAGAGCCAGCUGUUUCCACUAAAUUAAGAUAAUCUUGCACUUAAAGGGGAACUCCACCAAUUUUACAAAUCAAAGUCUGUUUUCUGCAUGUAUGAAAAAAGUUGUUUAAAGCCAUUUUUUUAAACGCACAGGCAUGAGAUCUUCUCAUCUCACUCUCGGAAAGAAAAGCUUGUUUCCCAAAAUGUCGAACUACUCCUUUACAUAAUAUCCAGAUGGAAAUGCAGACAGGUGCGCAAACGCUAACAAUCAGGAGAAAUAAUCAGGUGUCAAGUUGCCAGUAGGAGACCAGUAGUCUUGUUUCUAGCGGUCACGCUGUUUUCAGUUUACUGUGGAUUAGCUCGUCAAGUUAUUCUGCUGCUCUCAUAUCAGCUGUACUGACUGGAUUUCUAUCUUUAAGUGAAGAAAUGUUGCUCGCUCCUGAAUGCUGCCCGGCUCCUAACACUGGCAGGUUCAGGUCGUAGUCCGACCUCAGGCAGGGCCGAUCUGAACCUGCUCUCUCUCCGUGUGUGUGUGUGUGUGUGUGUGUGUGUGUGUGUGUCUAUAUCACCCUCCCUGUAAUUGCAUAUUGACCUAUGACCUAUCAGUAAUAUUGAUGAGUGUACUAUGAUGACAUAUUGGUAAUAAUCAUACUGUGUAAGUGAAAACUGACCAAUUGCUUUGCUAUGAUUGUUUGAGUUCUAAUCAGUUUCCUAAUGUUGACUUUACUUUUGUCUAUAGGACCAAAUACUUCUACACUUUCUGUUCAGUCAGUGUUGUGGUGAGCUUAUCGGAUUUUUUUUUGGUGAUUUCAUUUUUUAACUAGUCAGAGGAUAGAAGUCCGUAUACAUGCAGUCAGCAAGGGUGUAGGUCAGUGUCGAGUUAGAGUUUUUUUGACUGAAAGCUCAUCUCCUUUUUCUCCAUUACUGAAAACAUUACACUGUGCUUUUAACGACAGAGGGCAUAUCUCUUAGCUUGUAAACAACUAUUUUUUUGUGGGGGUGGGGUGGGAUUUCUCUUUCAAUGAAACCCUGUAGAGUCUUGUGAAGCUGGUAGUUUGUUAGCGUACAGAAACAUGUCCAAAAGUGCCAAAAUAAGAUUCAGAUUCACAAGGGUGCAGUAAAAAAAAAAAAGUCCUAGAACUGUGAUGAAGGGCAGCCAUUUUGUGCCAUUUUACAGUACGUGUGUAAUUAUUAGAAUAUGCAUUAAAGCUUAUCUGUUCUCCAACAAUACAGCACCCUUUUAAAGUCAUUUUCAUAUAUAAAAUGAAUUGUCUGAGAAGACAAAGUGUGUUUCAAUGUGAGACUGGUUGUAUUAUCUUUUUUUGUAACUGUGUAACGAUGCAGGGUAGUAAUGUGUCAAAUCUAGUUCUUUGAGCUCGUACUGUAUCAAAAAAAGGGGAGGCGGCAGCAGCGGCAUGGUGACAUCACAUGUUGUUGUCAUGACAAAAUUCAUGUUGUAUAAAGAUGAUAUAUGAUACUGCCAGGUGAAGGAAACAAGCACUUAUUGUGAUGACGUUAACGAUGACCAAUCAUUCAUGAGAUAACAAGAUGUAGUAUGAGAAAACAUAUAUAUAUAUAUAUAUAUCAAGUUCUAUAUCAGAGAGAUAUUUGAAUAAAUUGUUAUGGAUGAGAGAGAGAUGCUUCUGUGGAUUGUGAAAUUGUCCUGUAUGACUGGAAACUGAUAAUAUACUCACUGGUGCCUACCAGACUA